AUGAAUUUAAGUGAUGCUUUGCAUGACGAGAUUGACAGUAAAGUUCAUAUCACCCAUAUUCGGCUUCUGUUCUUGGAAAGUCAAUUUACCAAACUUGAAGUGUUAGCACUUGACAACAACAAAUUAUCGGUUUUCGACGAAGAUACUGCUAAUACAAUGUGUACAUUUACAGCCCUAAAGAGAUUGAAUCUUGCCCAUAACAUACUUCAGAGCUUGAACUUUUAUCAUAAAAGGUGUUUGACACAUCUGGAGUACCUCGAUUUAUCUUAUAACAGUAUAAGUACAUUCGAAGCAUACUCUAACCAUAAUGGGCUUCUAUUUUCACUAGAUCAGAUUCAGAAAAAAUCAAGUCUUUCUGUCAAUUUCUUUGGAAAUGAAUUCGCCUGUGAUUGCCAGUUGCGAGAAUUUCAUGACUGGCUAAAGAGACCAGAAGUCCAUGUUAUUAAGAAACAAAACCUGACAUGUCAUGAUGGUUUGUUCUUUAACAGAUUCAUAGUAUCAGUGCAGUCAGCUGAAUUCAUAUGUUUGUCUGGGGACAGUAGCAGUAACAGAUCUAGUAGUAAUGCAACCGUUGAUGUUUUGGUAACAAGGCUUGCCUUGAUUGCAAUAUUCCUGAGUGUAAUUGCUUACAUUAAGAGAGAAACUAUUCAACAUGUUGUAAGUUCAUUCAAGAGACAGCCAACGGUUAAGAAGCAAUUGUUAAGUAAUUAUUUAUCAGAAAAUAAUGAAAAUGCAAAACAUGGAAGUUGGAAUUCUGCCUAA
Mytilus trossulus (common blue mussel) is the source of this 762-nucleotide messenger RNA. RefSeq names its product trophoblast glycoprotein-like. The transcript has a single exon. NCBI's taxonomy places the organism in Eukaryota, Metazoa, Mollusca, Bivalvia, Mytilida, Mytilidae. The record is from RefSeq and is a predicted model, not a curated record. Gene Ontology annotation, molecular function: protein binding. Gene Ontology annotation, cellular component: membrane. The coding region runs from base 1 to 762 and encodes 253 amino acids.